Messenger RNA from Pseudomassariella vexata, 1440 nucleotides. RefSeq lists its product as uncharacterized. Lineage: Eukaryota; Fungi; Ascomycota; Sordariomycetes; Amphisphaeriales; Pseudomassariaceae. The record is from RefSeq and is a predicted model, not a curated record. The coding region runs from base 1 to 1440 and encodes 479 amino acids. The transcript has 3 exons.
AUGGAAGGCUUUGAUGACGAUGGCCACCACAAGGCGAGGAAACGGCCCAGGGCCAGCGCGUUCCGCCGCGAGACUGAAACUGGGGAUGAUGACGUCCCGAUACAAACCACGACAUCUUCUAGAAGGGCGAUAUCGAUAGGUAAUUCCAAAGAAAUCUGGGAUUUCUAUGAGCAGCGGUUCAAGGACUGCCAACAGACGGCCUGCAAGCUGAUCGCAAAGGCCUGGAUCAAGGCGGUGGAACCCAAAAAGCAGUCGACUCAUCCCUACACGGGUAAGGACGAGAAAGCUCCCGACUGGUGGCCACGGGCUUGGGGUGACGCCAAAGACGAGAAGGUCAGGCAUAAGGAGCCAGACCAUCUUUACAAAAGAGAACGACUGCACCUGCUUGGUCACAUUCUCAGAAUGGUCAUAGAGCCAAAUCACCGGCAACACAAGGAUAUCCAAAAGCUUUACCUCGACGUCGGCAAACUAGAAGAGAUCACGAAUGAAGCCUUGUCGUCUUUCUUCACGGACAAGGACAACCCCAGCAAUGCCAAGAAGCGUCCGUUCUUGAAGGAGAUAUUCAAAGUGGCGAAGCAGGAAGAGCGCUACAAGGCUGAUUGCUGCGACGCGACGACGAGGGUAUUCGUCAUGUCCAACGACAAGGUUAUCGAGGACUACACGUCAGACAAUGAAGAUCUCAGCCCUUCCAAGGACGCCGAAGAUCAGGAACACACGUCAAUCUCGUCGAGCAUCUCUCCCGCGAAAGGGACUACCCCACACACCAUGAUGACGCAUCAUCACGAUCAGGAUCAACCUCCUCCGGCUCAAGUACCGGGCGGACAUUUUGCGGAGGAGAUGCCACUAAGGGGUUCGCAGUACUCGCAACAGAUGAUGGGCUCUGAGCUACCACCAGAGCAGGCUCAUUACGUCGAAGAACCCACUAUGACCACCCAGCCAUCUCUGCAUCCGACCGAGAAUUUGGCCAUCCACGGCAUCUACCCUAGUCAUGAUUCGAGCAGGAGAUCCUCCAUGUUUACACCAUCCGAGUACACCAGCCCUGCAACGCCUACCUUGUAUCCAGGAGCGGGAUGGCAAUCCGGGACCACGGCGCCUGGCAGUUCGUCCGUAUAUGCCUUCACGCAACAACAGCAACAGACACAGCAGCAGCAACAACAACAACAACAACAACAGCAGCAAGCACAGUCGGGAAGCCACCCGCCGUUCAUUGGGCAGCCCAGCGUUCCCAUGUCGCAAAACCAGCAAUACAUAGGGACUGGCUUUGAUGGGCUGCCAAGGUCAGGUCACGACCCCAAUCAGGGAAAUAUGUUCAGGCCUGGAAGUGUGAGCCACGGUUCGAUAUCUCAUCAGCCGGGAUAUCAAUACAUACACCAGGACGUUCGAGGUCUUCCGGGAUCCGGCAUUAAGAUGGAGGGCAUGCCUCGGAACCCUCUCAACUGA